This is a messenger RNA of Andrographis paniculata, 1131 nucleotides long. Its product is annotated as PLASMODESMATA CALLOSE-BINDING PROTEIN 3-like. Lineage: Eukaryota; Viridiplantae; Streptophyta; Magnoliopsida; Lamiales; Acanthaceae. The transcript is spliced from 4 exons. The record is from RefSeq and is a predicted model, not a curated record. The coding region runs from base 195 to 833 and encodes 212 amino acids.
UUAGCACCGUCAGUGACGGUCACUUUGUAUUUCUCUCUCUAGAUAUCUCCAUAUUCCUCCCACCGAACACUCUCUCAUCCACCCCCCACCCCCCUCUCUUUCUCUCUCUCUCUCUCUCUCUCUCCUCGCUCAUUUCCAUCGCCAUCAUACUCAUCCAGCUCACACCUUCUUGAGCUAUCUUGAACAAUUUAGCCAUGGAUGUUCUUGCAGUGAUGGUGCUGUUCUUGAGCUUUGUGUAUCAUUCAGAUGCAUCAUAUUGUGUGUGCAACAAUGGGGUGAGUGACAGUGUUCUUCAGAAGAACAUAGAUUUUGCUUGUGGGGCUGGGGCUGAUUGCACUCCAAUCCAACAAAAUGGAGCUUGUUUCAACCCUAACACCGUCAAGGAUCACUGCAAUUAUGCUGUCAACAGUUAUUACCAGAAGAAAGGCCAGGCUCCUGGCAGCUGUGAUUUUCAGAGCACUGCCACUGUUACUCCAAACCCCCCAAGUGCAGGUUCUGGAUGUGUGUUUCAGUCCAAUCCUAGCACCGGAGGCGCCACCACCACACCCCCAACCACCCCUACCAUUGGAGGCACUCCGACUACUCCCACCACCCCCACCACCGGUGGAGGCAUGCCCACCACCCCAACCACAGGCGGCGGCACCACCAACACCCCUGGGACCACAGUUCCGGGCACGUCGACGAAUCCAGGUUUUGGCGUCGGUCCAACGACAGGAGGUGGAUUCGGCACUCCAGACAGCAGUGGCGCCGGUGGGAUGAUUUUACUUUCUAAAACCAGCUCGGCUACGGUGUUUUCGAUCGCAGCUGCUCUUCUAGCUUCGAAUUUCAUGUGAUCGAUGUCGUAAGUCGACGGGAGGGAUCGAAAACAAGAAAUGCAAGAAGGGAUGGAAUGCAUUGGGCUAAGGAUGUAGUGAUGUUUCGCAUUGUAGAUUUCAUGGGACCUUUGUGUAUUUAUCCUAUUCUGCAGUGAGAUAAAAGAAACAAAACAGGGGAAUUUCUUUCCCCUUGGCGAUACAUACAUAUAUAUAUAUAUAUAUUCAAGAACUUGUUCUAUUCAUAAGUUUAGAGUUUUUCCAUGUAAUAGCAUCUUGUUUUCAUGGUUACUAUGUUGUUCUGUUAUUUCAAGCUUCA